AUGUCUCGACGAACAUUUCAGUUCGUAGUAAACCUAGUCAGAAAUUCAGUGGAAAAAAGAGAUAGUCGAUUCAGGGAAGCAGCUAGCAUAGAGAAACGAGUCGCAGUGGCAUUGUGGCGUCUUGCCAGCGGGAAUGCGUACAGAACUGUUGCCUCCACGUUUGGUAUUGGAAAGUCUACUGCUGUCGAGAUCACAAACAGUUUUAUUCACAUCUUAAAUGAACUUUAUGAAGAUUGGAUUACAUUUCCUGCAUCAGUGCAAGAGACCGAUGAAGCCAUUCAGCGAUUCUCUGAUAACAAUCUCUUCAACAUACCUCAGAUUUUAGGCGCAAUUGAUGGAUCACACAUCCCUAUAAAGGCUCCUAAGCACAAUAAGGAGAGCUAUUUCAACCGGAAGCAUUUUUACUCUGUGAAUCUCCAGGCAGUUGUGGGCUUCGAUGGUCGGUUUUUAGAUUUUUAA
Molecule: messenger RNA, 459 nt
Organism: Porites lobata
Lineage: Eukaryota; Metazoa; Cnidaria; Anthozoa; Scleractinia; Poritidae
Source: the annotation of a GenBank genome assembly